AUAUAUACUUAACAUCCCUAUGUCAUAACACCUGAGGUUGCCCCCGCUGUAUUUUUAAUUAAAAACCAUUAGACAAAAUGAACCUGGGACGACUUCUGACACCUCUCCAGGUUGGCACAGCGCUGGCCCGCAGCUAUGGAAAGCACAACAAGAAGUAUCUUUACAAGGAUGGCAAGAAAUACGAGGGUAUUAUAUACUACCCCAGAACUUCUGACCAUCAGGAUCCGCCUAUAGAGCCCGCUAAACUGUUUCGCGUGCAGCGCAUCAAGCCGAUUAAGGGGAAUCCUUUCUGGGAGAAGCGCAUCCUCAAAGACCUGGGCUUGGAUGGCAAACAAAGCGACUACACGGUAGUCAAGAACAUACCCGAGAACAAUGCCCGUCUGUGGAAGAUCAAGCAUUUAAUUAAGGUGACACCGGUCACGUUUCCAUAUGGGGAGCCCACGGCACAGGAUGUCAAGUACACGAUACUCAAGGAUAAUGGCGAGUGCCUGGUCACCAAGGACAUUGGCCAAGUGGAAGUGCGCACGGAGGCUCGCGAGGCAUUUGACCAACAACCGAAGCGCCUUGACACGGACCUGCUAAGGAAGGAUUCUCGACUGAAGUGGCUCAAUCCUUGGUGAAAGAGAAAACGCCUGUCUGUGGCGUCUUUAUUACUUUAACAACAAUAAAAAUAUCAAAUGGA
Molecule: messenger RNA, 682 nt
Organism: Drosophila miranda
Lineage: Eukaryota; Metazoa; Arthropoda; Insecta; Diptera; Drosophilidae
Gene: mRpL30
Product: 39S ribosomal protein L30, mitochondrial
Exons: 2
Coding region: 78-620 (180 amino acids)
Biological process (GO): translation
Cellular component (GO): large ribosomal subunit; mitochondrion
Molecular function (GO): structural constituent of ribosome
Source: RefSeq, a predicted model, not a curated record